Messenger RNA from Racocetra fulgida, 500 nucleotides. Lineage: Eukaryota; Fungi; Glomeromycota; Glomeromycetes; Diversisporales; Gigasporaceae. The record is from the annotation of a GenBank genome assembly.
CCCCAAUUCUAUCACUCUUAUCAAAAAUGCACCUAAACAUUCUUGGAAUGAAAUUGUUCGAUUCAAUAGAGAUUAUCUUACGUUUAGAUACGAAUAUUUAACUCGUGGCUCUGAUCAAUAUACCCUUAAUAAACUCGCAUCUACAGAAAAACAAUCUAAAAGCGUUAAGUUUACAAAAUCUGAUGCAAUUGGAUACUAUGGAUCAGUCGUAAUAGGUGGUCAAAAAUUUACUGUUAUGUUCGACUUAUUGAGUUCUGAUCUUUUGGUUCCUUCAUUUCCUUGCUGUGAAGACCACAAUAAAUUUAAGGAAAAUUUAUCGAAAACAUUUAGACAUAUCGAUACUAAAUUCACAGCUUUUUACGGAGCUACAGAAGCCGAUGGUGUUCUUGGAGAAGAUAAUCUUUUAGUAGGCGGGAUAAAAUCUGACCAAAUAUUCAGUCUUAUACUUUCAGAAAAUGGAUUUUUUUUGUUAGCUGAAUAUGAUGGUAUAUUUGGUUUGG